AUGCCGUUCUCACCCAAGGAAGUGGCAGAGCACAACACAAAAAGCUCCUGCUGGGUCAUCAUUGACAAGAAGGUGUACGAUGUAACUGACUUCGUACCCGAGCACCCUGGUGGUCCUCGCAUGAUCAUGAACUUCGCAGGACGUGACGCGUCGACCGCCUUCAAGUCAUUCCACUCGCCAGAUGUGUUGGCAACAAGACUACCGCGACACAAACAUCUCGGCCACAUAGGAUAA
Molecule: messenger RNA, 234 nt
Organism: Fomitopsis serialis
Lineage: Eukaryota; Fungi; Basidiomycota; Agaricomycetes; Polyporales; Fomitopsidaceae
Product: cytochrome b5-like heme/steroid binding domain-containing protein
Exons: 3
Coding region: 1-234 (77 amino acids)
Cellular component (GO): intracellular membrane-bounded organelle; membrane
Molecular function (GO): heme binding
Source: RefSeq, a predicted model, not a curated record